Molecule: messenger RNA, 1772 nt
Organism: Carica papaya (papaya)
Lineage: Eukaryota; Viridiplantae; Streptophyta; Magnoliopsida; Brassicales; Caricaceae
Product: two-pore potassium channel 3-like
Biological process (GO): stabilization of membrane potential; potassium ion transmembrane transport
Cellular component (GO): plant-type vacuole membrane; plasma membrane
Molecular function (GO): potassium ion leak channel activity; outward rectifier potassium channel activity
Source: RefSeq, a predicted model, not a curated record
GACCAUCAACCAUUCAAUUGUUUCCGGUAUGCUCCCAGAUGAAGAAGGUUAUAUUCUCGUCUCUUGAAAUUGACCACUUGCAAUUGACCUAAGAUGCGUUCCUGCUGCGAAUACUUUUUGCACACAACAGAUUUGAAGCGGCGUCGAUGAUGCCACAUUUCCCCAGUGACAUCGACAACAAUUAGACGUUAAUGAACACAAUUGGUUUUGGAAUUUAGUUCUUAAGAAAAUAAAUGAACAUUUGCCUCAUUAGUAGAAACUUCAACUCCUCGAAAAGCAAAUGACUAGUUUCAGGUUGACAACUGUAGAGAAUUAAUAGCUCUGUUUUAUAUAUAAGCCAGAAAUUGAAGUCUCGUGUUAAUUAAUUAAUCAAGUGGGGAAUGAGCAGAGUCAGGCCAUUGAAUUUUACGGGUAAUAAACAGGGAGUGUUAUCAACUGCUGACUGUUAGACGAUCAAACCAUCAACACAAGCUCUCUCUUCAUUAAAGGAUUGACUUACAGGUGGAUUCAUAAAACUUCCCUGUCUUUAUUAAAACAAAAAUGUCUACCGCACGCACAGGAGGAGCUUCAACAGCACUUCAUGGCAGGCAGAUUGAACAUGGAUGAUCCUCUUCUCCACGAGAAAAUCACACAAGAAGAAAAUGAUUUCACCAAAAAUUCCAUAAAGAGAGAAUCUCCUUUUGACCCGGCUGGCCCCUCUCGUCCGCAAUCAACGGGAAAUCUUCUCGCUACUGAGGCUAACAACAUCUCCAAAGCCUCCUAUAUCAACCUAACUGACAACUUGAAGGAUCGCAAGAGAAGUCUCAUUCGAUCGUACUCUGCUCCGCCAAUAUUCACAGACCUUAAGGAAGCUUUUUCCGAUUCCUUAGAAGCCAGAUAUCCCAUCAAGUCAACACCAUCGGUUGUUCGGCAAGCCAUCAUCGGUGUAAUUGUGUAUGCGAUAGCCGGUGUUUUGGUGUACCUGAGCAGUGGGAGCUUCAAGGGACGUACAACGUUGAAACCGGUAGAUGCCCUGUACUUCACUGUAGUCACUCUCUGCACAAUUGGAUAUGGAGAUAUUGUUCCAGACACAUCAUUUACCAAGAUAUUCACUUGCAUUUUUAUACUGGUGGGUUUUGGGUUUGUUGAUAUUCUGCUGAAUGGAUUGGUGACAUACAUUUGUGAUAAACAGGAGGCAAUUGUGUUGAGCUUAGCUGAUGAGAAUGAGUUGAACACAAUGGUUCAAACUUACGUGAUAGACAAAAGGAAAGGAAGAAUGAGAAUAAGAAUUAAAGUGGGGUUGGCUCUGGGUGUUGUGGUUUGUUGUAUAGUCACCGGGACAAUCGCAGUGCAUUUGUUCGAGAAUCUGAACUGGGUUGAUAGCUUUUAUCUCUCCGUUACUUCUGUGACAACCGUAGGUUAUGGGGAUUACACAUUCACCACACUAACAGGAAGGUGUUUUGCAGUUGUUUGGUUACUAGUAAGCACACUGGCAGUUGCGAGAGCCUUUUUGUACUUGGCCGAACUUCGGAUUCACAAGAGGAAUCGUAGAAUCGCCAAAUGGGUUCUAUCCAAGAAAAUGACCAUUAGGGAUUUUGUAGCUGCAGACCUUGAUCAUGAUGGAUCUAUCAGUAAACCCGAAUUUGUAAUAUACAAGCUUAAGGAGAUGGGAAAGAUAGAAGAAAAAGAUAUCCUACAGAUUUCUAAUCAAUUUGAUUUGUUAGAUAAUAGCAGAUGCGGGAGACUUACCGUUGCACAUUUGACGGAUGUAUAGACAAAAGAAAUACAACAGU